AUGAAACUUAUUAGUAGACCACAUCAAGAUAGUUUAUAUCUUCAUGCUAAUAAUGUUGAUCAUGCACAAUUUCAAGAAUUCAUUGUGUUUUUAUCUUGGUUAUUUCAAACACUUUCAAUAUAUGGAUCGAUAGAAAAAAUUGAAGAUAUUAAUAUACAAAUAAAUCAUAUUGAACAAUUACAGAAAUUAUCAAUAAAUGUAGACAAGUUAUAAUCUGCUUAUUUAAAUUGGUAUAAAGAAAUAGAAAAAAUACGUUUAUCUCGUUAUAUCAAUAAUGAUAAAUCUGAUCGUUCAGCAAACGAAAUAAUUGAACAAAUGAUUGAACAACAAAAGAAUAGUACUAAUGUUAUUUGA
Molecule: messenger RNA, 354 nt
Organism: Rotaria sp. Silwood1
Lineage: Eukaryota; Metazoa; Rotifera; Eurotatoria; Philodinida; Philodinidae
Source: the annotation of a GenBank genome assembly